Molecule: messenger RNA, 1666 nt
Organism: Caenorhabditis sp. 36 PRJEB53466
Lineage: Eukaryota; Metazoa; Nematoda; Chromadorea; Rhabditida; Rhabditidae
Source: the annotation of a GenBank genome assembly
AUGGACAAAAGAGUACGGAAGUGUGUACGGGAUUCACGGAGGGAACCAUCAAGACCCUGGUCAUUUCGGAUCCGGACCUAGUCCACGAAGUUUUGGUCAAACAGUAUGACAACUUUUACGGACGGAAAACGAAUCCGAUCGAUGGAGAUCCGGACAAGGACAAGCGGAUCAAUUUGUUCAACGCGCAGGGAUUUCGAUGGAAAAGAUUGAGAGCCAUAUCGAGUCCGACUUUUUCGAAUGGAAAUCUGAGAAAAUUGAAGGAUACUGUCGAGGAUUGUGCGAUCGAAUUGUUGAGACACAUUGAGGAACAGACGGCCGGAGGGCAACAGAUUGACAUGUUGGAGUGAGUUGAGGGUUUUUUGAAUACAAUUGAUCAUAGUUUGGUCUAACGCAAUUACUAAAUUUCAAUUCAACGCGCGUUUCCUAGGCCAUUUGCUACAACAUUUCCCAGAAUGUUCUCAUCGUUAUUAGCCUCUGUUUUCUAGAUUCUAUCAAGAGUUCACAUUGGAUGUGAUCGGUCGAUUGGCGAUGGGUCAAAUUGGAUCCCAGCAGUUCAGAAACCCAAUGUUGAAACAUGUCAAAGCGGUAAGUCGAUUCUACUCACACUUUUCCUAUUCAAAAUUCAAUCAAAUUCCAGGUUUUUGGUGAGAACCGCACGAAAUCAACGUUUCUGAUCGGCGGAAUCGUGCCCGCGUUCGCCCAGUUCUUCCGAUUCUUCAUGCUGAAACUGCCGUUUCUUGGGCGCCGCCAACUUCAUUCACAUCAUGAAAACCAUGGUGGCGGCGGUGCAGACUAGGAUAAAAGAGAGAGAGGAGGACGGAAAACGGGGCAUCGAGACGGGGGAGCCGCAGGAUUUCAUCGAUCUGUUCCUGGAUGCGCGCGCGGAUGAAGUCGAGCACUUUGGGGAGGGAAAUGAGGAUUUCAGCAAGAGCAGUAGCUAUGUGAGUACUUUUUAUGUGUAGACCAUAUCGAAAAUGUUUAGGCCAACCGUCAGCUAACAAUUGAAGAGAUUGAGAGUCAAUGUUUUGUUUUCCUCAUCGCUGGCUUCGACACAACCGCCCUAUCGCUCUCUUUUUCCACUUUUUUGUUGGCCAUUCAUCCGGAAAUUCAACAAAAAGUGCGAGAAGAAGUGGACAAAGAGUGUCCGGACCCGAAAUUUCAUUCGAUCAACUGACAAAGCUGAAAUAUUUGGACUGUGUCAUCAAAGAGACCCUCCGGUUGUAUCCACUCGCUACUUUGUAAGUGACUUUUGCUAUUCUAGUCUAUUUCUAUCAAAAAAUGUUUGAGAGGAAACUCGCGGAAGUGCAUGAGAGCCACCCAGCUCGGCAACGUAUCGAUAGAACCGGGAACGAUGAUCCAAGUGGACACGUGGACCGUGCACACGGAUCCGUCGAUCUGGGGAGCGGACGCGGAGUCAUUCCGGCCGGAAAGAUGGGAAGGCUCGACGGAGCAGCAUAAAAGCGGCGGCUACAUUCCAUUCGGACUGGGACCGCGACAAUGCAUCGGAAUGCGGCUCGCUUAUAUGGAGGAGAAGCUGCUCCUGGCUCAUCUCCUCCGCAAGUACACCUUCCAGCCGGGCGCCCGCACUCGCAUCCCGCUCAAGUUGGUCGGAAGGGCCACCACGCAGCCGGACAGUGUUUGGAUGCAUCUCAAAGCGAGGGAAUAA